AUGGUGCCUAAUGUCGGCCAUUGUAAUACAAACGAAAGGUCACUUAUAACUGCAUGUGAUUGUGGACAGUUAGAUAUAGUGAAACAGAUUAUUAAAGGUGGAGCUGAUGUUAAUAUGAAAGAUGGGGAUAAAACACCGCUUAUAGUUGCAUGUUUUAAAGAACAUUUACAUGUAGUUAAGGAAUUGAUUAAAGCAGGGGCAGAUGUCAAUCUAGAAAAUGAAUUUAUUUCACCUCUGCAGGUAGCCUGUUAUGAAGGACAUUUGAGUAUAGUCAAAGAGUUGAACAAAGCGGGAUUUGACUACAAUCACAUAACAGGUGCUAAAAAGGGGCUCAUGGGUGCUUGCUUUUUUGGACAUACCAGUGUAGUUAAGGAGUUGACUGCAUGUCAUGUUCAAGUCAAUCUAAAAUAUAAAAAUGAAACGCCGUUAACAACUGCCAGUUUUAUGGGACAUUUAAACAUUUUCAAAGAGUUGAUAAAAGCAGGAGCUGAUAUUAACCUAACUGGAAGUAGAACAUUACUGACACUUGCAUGCUAUCGUGGACAUGUCAGUAUUGUAAGAGAGUUGAUAAAAAAUGGAGUCUUUGUCAAUCAAAGCGAUGAAAAAGAAACAUCACUAUCAAUUGCAUCUGAAAGAGGACAUGCUGAUGUGGUCGAGGAGCUUUUAAAAGCGGGAGCCGAUGUCAAUCAAAGCGAUGGAAAAAAAACACCACUAACAACUGCAUGUGAAAAUGGACACGAUGUUGUGGUCGUGGAGCUUAUGAAAGCAGGAGCCGACGUCAAUCAAAGCGAUGGAAACAAAACACCACUAACAACAUCUACAGAUGGAAUAAGGAACAUACCUGUGGUCCUGAGGCUAAUAAAAGCGGGAGCUGAUGUCAAUCAAAGCGAUGGAAACAAAACACCACUUAUAGCAAAUUGUGAAAAAGGACAAGCUUAUGUGGUCAAGAUGCUGAUAAAAGCGGGAGCUGAUGUCAAUCAAAGCGAUGGAAACAAAACACCACUUAUAGCUGCAUGUGAAAAAGAUCACCAUUUUGUGGUCGAGAUGCUGAUAAAAGCGGGAGCUGAUGUCAAUCAAAGCGAUGGAAACAAAACACCAUUAACAACUGCAUGUGAAAGAGGAUACUAUUAUGUGGUUGAGGAGCCAAUAAAAGCGGGAGAUGAUGACAAUCAAUGCGAUGAAAACGAAACACCACUUACAACUCCAUGUAAAAGACGACACCAUUUUGUAGUCGAGAAGUUAAUAAAAGCAGGAGCUGAUGUCAACCAAAGCGAUGGAAACAAAACACCAUUAACAGCGGCAUGUGAAAAAGGACACCAUUAUGUGGUCAAGGAGCUAAUAAAAGCGGGAGCUGAUGUCAAUCAAAACGAUGGAAACAAAACACCACUAACAACUGCAUGUGAAAAAGGACACCAUUAUGUGAUCCAGGAGCUAAUAAAAGCGGGAGCUGAUUUCAAUCAAAGCGAUGGAAACAAAACACCACUAACAACUGCAUGUGAAAGAGGAUACUAUUAUGUGGUUGUGGAGCCAAUAAAAGCAGGAGAUGAUGACAAUCAAUGCGAUGAAAACGAAACACCACUUACAACUUCAUGUGAAAGACGACACCAUUUUGUAGUCGAGGAGCUAAUAAAAGCGGGAGCUGAUGUCAACCAAAGCGAUGGAAACAAAACACCACUAACAACGGCAUGUGGAAAAGGACACGAUGAUGUUGUCGAGGAGCUAAUAAAAGCAGGAGCCGACGUCAAUCAAAGCGAUGGAAACAAAACACCACUAACAACUGCAUGUGAAAAAGGACACGAUGGUGUGGUCGAGGAGCUAAUAAAAGCGGGAGCUGAUUUCAAUCUGAGCGAUGGAAACAAAACACCACUAACAACUGCAUGUGAAAAAGGAUACGAUGAUGUGGUCGAGGAGCUAAUAAAAGCGGGAGCUGAUGUCAAUCUAAGCGAUGGAAACAAAACACCACUAACAACUGCAUGUGAAAAAGGAUACGAUGAUGUGGUCGGGGAGCUAAUAAAAGCGGGAGCUGAUGUCAAUCAAAGCGAUGGAAACAAAACACCACUAACAACGGCAUGUGAAAAAGGGCACGAUGAUGUGGUCGAGGAGCUAAUAAAAGCGGGAGCUGAUUUCAAUCUAAGCGAUGGAAACAAAACACCACUAACAACUGCAUGUGAAAAAGGAUACGAUGAUGUGGUCGAGGAGUUAAUAAAGGCGGGAGCUGAUUUCAAUCUAAGCGAUGGAAACAAAACACCACUAACAACUGCAUGUGAAAGAAAACACUCUUAUGUGUUCGAGGAGCUUUUAAAAGCCGGAGCUGAUGUCAAUCAAAGCGAUGGAAACAAAACACCACUAACAACUGCCUGUGAAAAAGGACACCAUUAUGUGAUUCAGGAGCUAAUAAAAGCGGGAGCUGAUGUCAAUCAAUGCGAUGGAAACAAAACACCACUAACAACUGCAUGUGAAAAAGGACACGAUGGUGUGGUCGAGGAGCUAAUAAAAGCGGGAGCUGAUUUCAAUCUGAGCGAUGGAAACAAAACACCACUAACAACUGCAUGUGAAAAAGGAUACGAUGAUGUGGUCGAGGAGCUAAUAAAAGCGGGAGCUGAUGUCAAUCUAAGCGAUGGAAACAAAACACCACUAACAACUGCAUGUGAAAAAGGAUACGAUGAUGUGGUCGAGGAGCUAAUAAAAGCGGGAGCUGAUGUCAAUCAAAGCGAUGGAAACAAAACACCACUAACAACGGCAUGUGAAAAAGGGCACGAUGAUGUGGUCGAGGAGCUAAUAAAAGCGGGAGCUGAUUUCAAUCUAAGCGAUGGAAACAAAACACCACUAACAACUGCAUGUGAAAAAGGAUACGAUGAUGUGGUCGAGGAGUUAAUAAAGGCGGGAGCUGAUUUCAAUCUAAGCGAUGGAAACAAAACACCACUAACAACUGCAUGUGAAAGAAAACACUCUUAUGUGGUCGAGGAGCUUUUAAAAGCCGGAGCUGAUGUCAAUCAAAGCGAUGGAAACAAAACACCACUAACAACUGCCUGUGAAAAAGGACACCAUUAUGUGAUUCAGGAGCUAAUAAAAGCGGGAGCUGAUGUCAAUCAAUGCGAUGGAAACAAAACACCACUAACAACUGCAUGUGAAAGAGAACACUCUUAUGUUGUCGAGGAGCUAAUAAAGGCGGGAGCUGAUCAAAUAAAAUCGGGAGCUGGUGUCAAUCAACGCGAUGGAAACAAAACACCACUAACAACUGCAUGUGAAAAAGGACACCAUUAUGUGAUCCAGGAGCUAAUAAAAGCGGGAGCUGAUGUCAAUCUAAGCGAUGGAAACAAAACACCACUAACAACUGCAUGUGAAAGAAAACACUCUUAUGUGGUCGUGGAGCUUUUAAAAGCCGGAGCUGAUGUCAAUCAAAGCGAUGGAAACAAAACACCACUAACAACUGCCUGUGAAAAAGGACACCAUUAUGUGAUUCAGGAGCUAAUAAAAGCGGGAGCUGAUGUCAAUCAAUGCGAUGGAAACAAAACACCACUAACAACUGCUUGUGAAAGAGAACACUCUUAUGUUGUCGAGGAGCUAAUAAAAGCGGGAGCUGAUGUCAAUCAAAGCGAUGAAAACAAAACACCACUAACAACUGCUUGUGAAAAAGGACAUCAUGUUGGCGUUGAAGAGCAAAUAAAAUCGGGAGCUGGUGUCAAUCAACGCGAUGGAAACAAAACACCACUAACAAUUGCAUGUGAAAAAGGACACCAUUAUGUGAUCCAGGAUCUAAUAAAAGCGGGAGCUGAUGUCAAUCAAAGCGAUGGAAACAAGACACCACUAAUAACUGCAUGUGAAAAAGGAUACUAUUAUGUGGUCAAAGAGCUAAUAAAAGCGGGAACUGAUGUCAAUCAAAGCGAUGGAAACAAAACACCACUAACAACUGCAUGUGAAAGAGAGCACUCUUAUGUGGUAGUGGAGCUAAUAAAAUCUGGAGCUGAUGUCAAUCAAAGCAAUGGAAUUAAAACACCACUUGUAGUUGCAUGUGAAAGGGGAUAUAUUACUGUGGUCAAACAAUUGAUAAAAGCUGGAGUUAAUAUCAAUCAAAGCGUUGGAAACAAAACCCCACUUAUAGUUGCAUUUGAAAAGAAACAUUGGAUUGUUGUAAAAGAACUAAAUAAGGUCAUCGCUGAUGCCAAUGAAAGUAAGAAAAGCAAAAGAAAACAAAAAACACCACCAACAGUUGAUAAGAAAUUGGGCAUUAACAGAUGCUCUAUUUUCUGA
Molecule: messenger RNA, 4251 nt
Organism: Magallana angulata
Lineage: Eukaryota; Metazoa; Mollusca; Bivalvia; Ostreida; Ostreidae
Product: ankyrin repeat domain-containing protein 17-like
Exons: 2
Coding region: 1-4251 (1416 amino acids)
Molecular function (GO): protein binding
Source: RefSeq, a predicted model, not a curated record